UACUGAAGGCGGAAGUGCACAGGGCAGGGGGAUUCCCCGAGGGAAGUUCCCAACUCAAACUGGGGCUAUGUAAAACAUAGCGCCAUAUCCUCCCCGGCGCUUCGUAACUUUGCAUCUAAAGAUCAGGGCGACGAUGGUGCGGCGGUGUCAAAACAACAAAUACGACUUUAAUAACAAGGGACUCGAAUGAAGGUAAGGAGGACGCGCUCUCACACGCAAAGGCACACACACGCAGGGCAGACGCGCACCGCCGGCGGAGGGAUCUUUGCCGAGCUGUUGCUCGGUCGCUUUACUGAAAACACCGGCUGAAUGCUGAUCCAAGUGCAAAGAAUACGGAACUAUGCAAAGCACUGUUUAAAUGUCACUUUGUAACCAGUCGUGGAUGUGUCCUGGAAGGCUUUGGUGGCUCAUGUCUGCCGUGACAGUGAUGACAAGGCAUGGAAAGGAACAUUGGAGACCAGCUCAACAAAGCUUUUGAAGCUUAUCGCCAGGUCUCCAUCGAAAAAGACAAUGCUCAAAAGGAGUUGCAGAAAAUGAAGGAACAUUACGAGCAAUACACUCAAGAACUCAUAAAGAAGAUAGAAGACCAGCAGCGUUUGAUUACUGAUCUUGAAGCUAAGUUGUCAGCAACAAGGCAACCCUCAGGAGAGAUGAAAUGUGAGCCUUGCAACCAUCUCCUCAAAGCAGCCGGCUCUUAUAGGAAGAUCCAGUACCCGGAGAAUAUGGCCACCGUUGCUGGUGCUCCAAAUUUGACAGUCAACAGCAGCUCUGGCUAUCAGGACAUGCUGGUGGCAUUUGAAGCAAUUCAGGGCAAAUUUCGACAGAUCCAGAUCCUGACCACAAAACAGAAACAUCAUCUGAAAAGGUUCCACGGAAGUUACGACACUUCAAACGACCAGCGCUUCUCCAUGCCCAUCCAGUGCACCGACCGAACCGCAGAAGCAGAGAGGCCCUUCCCCUCGGCUCUGAGGUCAACCGUGAACAUCCCCCACCUGCCCACGUCCUUGGCGUCCCGCGGCACCAGUCAGGAGGACAGGGACUUGGUAGACUCUCUCACCAAACUCAGUGUCAAAUUCCCGCCCCCCGCGGACAGUGAAUACGAGUUCCUGAUCAGCGCUCCGGAGAGGAACAUUGCCCUGUCGGCGCCUCGAAACCAGCCCCUCGGCUCCCCCACGCUGCCGGAGGAGGAGCCCGUGGAACUGCCCUUGCCUUUUGUCUAUCCCACGUCCCCCUCCCACUCGUCGUCCUCCUCGCCCUCCCAGGAGAGCGUGCGGGGACCCCAGCAGUCCCUCUGGACCCCCGAGCUGUGUGAGCCCAUUGACCUCGGAGCCAACCAGGAGCCUUCGGACAGCAGCCCGAUUAAAUGCGCAUUUUGCCCCGAUGUAGUUCCCCAGAACCUUAUGACAAGCCACCUCUACUUGCACUUCUCACCCAAGAAGGAAGCGGAGAAUUGACAGGGGACUGCUGGCUCCAGAGACUGACAGGCAAAGGUCCAAACUUACUUCAAGAACUUUUUUUUACCUUCCUUAUGGUCUUCAUGGCCGUGGUCCUGCUUGCCAUGGACUCCAAAGCGCUGUACAGGAUUUGAAAAAUGACACUGCUAUAAGACUUGAAUUCAUUUAUUUAAUACUGAAGAAUUUCAUGGUACACUUUCAUGUCCAUACUGAUUUUCUAAUAUCACACUGAGAAUCAACAGUGAUGCAUAUGGUAUAUAUAUAUAUAUCUGUAUAUCUAUAUAUAUAUAUAGAUAUAUAUUUGAGCAAAUAAACAAUAUAUUUACUCUUGUCAGUUUUUAUAGCUUGAAUUGUUUUCAGCAGACAGAUGUAAAGCUAGUUUAUAUAAUAUAUGUUAAAUAUGCAGUAACUUCCAGAAUAUCAUUGUAAAGAGCCUUUAAAUGUCAGUAACUUGUGAUCCUU
Fundulus heteroclitus (mummichog) is the source of this 1916-nucleotide messenger RNA. It is a transcript of the gene tank, whose product is annotated as TRAF family member-associated NFKB activator. The coding region runs from base 438 to 1454 and encodes 338 amino acids. Gene Ontology annotation, biological process: canonical NF-kappaB signal transduction. Lineage: Eukaryota; Metazoa; Chordata; Actinopteri; Cyprinodontiformes; Fundulidae. The transcript is spliced from 8 exons. The record is from RefSeq and is a predicted model, not a curated record.